Molecule: messenger RNA, 2289 nt
Organism: Rhizophagus irregularis DAOM 181602=DAOM 197198
Lineage: Eukaryota; Fungi; Glomeromycota; Glomeromycetes; Glomerales; Glomeraceae
Source: RefSeq, a predicted model, not a curated record
GGAAAUGAAAAAAUUGAUGAUUUCAUUCAAGAAAAGCAAUUAGAAGUUAUUAAUUAUGAUGAUAUAGUGCCUGAAUGGAUUCCAUACAAUCAGUUUAAUGAAAUUAAGGAGACAGGAAAAAAUGGUCUUAUAGCAGUAUAUUCAGCAAUAUGGAAGGAUGGUCCAUUAUACAAAAAGGAUGAACAGAGCAAUUAUGCAAGAGAUUCAAAUAAAAAAGUUACAUUAAAAUGUUUACAAAAUUCACAAAAAUCCAUUGAUUCUUUAAUAGCUGAGGCUAAAAAAUAUCCAACAAAUCAUAAAGCAUUUCAAGUAUUGUAUGGAUUAUCUCAAAAUCAAGAUACAGGAGAGUAUAUUUUUGUUCUUAUGUGGACAAGUGGAAGUGAAAAAAUUGAUGAUUUCAUUCAAGAAAGACAAUUAAAAAUUAGUAACCAUGAUAAUAUAGUGUUUGAAUGGAUACCAUACAUUCAGUUUAAUGAAAUUAAGGAGAUAGGCAAAAAUGGUCUUAUAGCAGUAUAUUCAGCAAUAUGGAAGGAUGGUCCAUUACAUAAGAUUAAUGUAUGGGACGAAAAUUAUACAAGAGAUCCAAAUAAAAAAGUUACAUUAAAAUGUUUACAAAAUUCACAAAAAUCCAUUGAUUCUUUAAUAGCUGAGGCUAAAAAAUAUCCAACAAAACAUAAAGAAUUUCAAGUAUUGUAUGGAAUAUCUCAAAAUCCAGAUACAAAUGAUUUUAUUUUAGUUUUAAAUAAUCAUUUCCAGAGAAGUGGAAAUGAAAAAAUUGAUGAUUUCAUUCAAGAAAGGCAAUUGAUUAUUAAUAAUUAUGAUGAUAUUGUGUUUGAAUGGAUAUUAUACAAUCAGUUUAAUAAAAUUAAAGAAAUAAGCAAAAAUAGUCUUAUAACAGCAUAUUCAGCAACAUGGAUUAAUGGUCCGCUGUUUUAUAGCUAUAAGUAUAGAAAUUAUACAAGAGAUUCAAAUAAAGAAGUUGUCUUAAAAUAUUUACACAGCUCACAAAAUUCCAUUAAAUCCCUAAUAAAUGAGGCUAAAAAAUAUCCAUCAAAACAUGAAACAAUUCAAGCAUUGUAUGGAAUUACUCAAAAUCCAGAUACAGGAAUCUAUCUUUUAGUUCAGAAUAAUCAUAAUGUAUGGAUAAGUGAAAAUGAAAAAAUUGAUGAUCUUAUUCAAGAAAUGCAAUUAAAAAUAAAUAAUUAUAGUGACAUAGUAUUUGAAUGGAUACCAUAUAAUCAGUUCAAUAAUACUAAGGAAGUAGGUAAAGGUGGCUUUGCUAUAGUUUAUUCUGCAAAUUGGAAAAAUGGUCCAUUAGAAUAUGAUGCAGAUAAAAAAAUAUAUAAAAGGAAUCCAAAUAGAGUAAUUGCCUUAAAAUAUUUGUAUAAUUCACAAAAUAUUAGUGAUAAAUUUUUAAAUGAGGUUAAAAAAUACUCAAUAAAUAAAACAAGCAAUAUUCUUAAUAUAUAUGGAAUAUCUCAAAAUCCAGAUACAAAAGAAUAUAUUAUGGUUCUCCAAUAUGCAAAAGAAGGCAACUUUAAUCAUUGGAUAAAUAAAAACUAUGAAUAUUUUAAUUGGAGAGAUAAACUAUCUGCAUUGCUUAAUAUUAUUAAUGGUCUUAGAGAAAUUCAUCAAAAAAGUAUAGUUCAUCGUGAUUUUCAUACUGGAAAUAUAUUAUUUUUAAGUGAGAUAUAUAAUUUUGGUAAUUGUAUAUCAAUUUCAGACAUGGGAUUAUGUGGAGAGGUUGGUAAUAUAGAUGAAAAUAAAAUUUAUGGAGUUAUGCCUUAUGUGGCUCCUGAAGUAUUAAGAAGAAAGCCUUAUAUCCAAGAAUCAGAUAUUUUUAGUUUUGGUAUGGUAAUGUAUUUUGUAGCUACUGGAAGACAACCUUUUUACAAUCGUGCACAUGAUCAUCUUCUUGCAUUAGACAUUUGUAAAGGAGUUAGACCUGAAAUAAAUGAACCAGAAGCACCAAGAUGUUAUAUUGAUUUAAUGAAAAAGUGUUGCGAUUUAAAUCCAAAUAAUAGACCAAAUAUUUUCAAAGUAAAUGAAUUGAUCAUGUCAUUUCAUAAGUCAUAUGGAAUGGAUUUUUUCAUAGUAGAAAAUGAAGAAAUUGGAAUACAAUUCAAAAAAGCAGAAGAAUAUAGAAAAGCAAAUCUUUCAUUCAUUAAAAAUUACCAAAUAGAAACCCAUCCACAAGCUAUUUACACAUCUCGGUUACUUAAUCCUUUUACAGAAGAUCUUCCAGAACAUGAUGAUGAUAAUACUCAAUGCUUAGAUCAAGUAAUCUAA